AUGAGCUCCGGUUUUAAGAACGAGCUCAAGGCGCAAGGCGCCAUUGAGGCAGCACAAGACCCCAACAGUGCUGUCACUGCCGACGAUGCAGAGCGAGUUAUGCUAAACGAGAGUAAGAAGGCAGGCUCAACAGCAUUGCACUUCGAUGCCAAUGCCUCACCUGAGGAAAAGGCCGCGCAAGCUGGAGCGCGGGUAAACGAUACUGCCCGUCCACCUAAGGGUGUGGGUAUUGCUACGGACCUGGAUGACGGCAAACCGGACCAAUAUGAUCUGCCAGCCCCUGAGCCUCUGGCCGUAGCGGACUCUACUCAACAACCCGGCGGCAGCACUGGAGGUGCAAAUGGAGCACCCCCGGAAGAAGAGGAGGAAGACUGGACAAAAGUCGGUUGGGCUCCCCGCUUCGGCAGUGGUGAGACGCAGGAAGAUAAAGACGCCGGAAAUCUGCUCGAUCAUCAAACCCUCUUGGAAGGAAAGCUGGAUGAGAAGUUCUACGGCGAUUGGUACCACAACACCGCCGUCAUCAUCUUUGCUUGUCUGGGAUCAUGGCUGGCCGCUUUGCUCGGCGGUGGUCUAGGAUGGCUCUUGAUCAUCAUGGCCACUUGCGGUACCUACUAUCGAACCUCGGUCAGGCGCGUGAGACGCAACUUCAGAGACGACGUUACUCGCGAGCUUGCAAAGGCUCGCUUGGAGACAGAUACCGAAAGUCUGGAAUGGAUGAAUAGCUUCCUGGUCAAGUUCUGGCCAAUCUAUGCUCCACAACUUGCAAAGGCCAUCAUUCAGUCGGUUGAUCAGGUUCUCAGUACCUCGACCCCCGCGUUCUUGGAUAGCAUGAGGCUGGAGAGCUUCAUUUUAGGCACCAAGCCUCCACGAAUGGAGCAUGUCAAGACCUAUCCUAAGUCGGAGGACGAUGUUGUGAUGAUGGACUGGAAAUUCAGCUUUACUCCGACCGAUACCAUGGACAUGACGGCGCGCCAACUCAAAACCAAGAUCAACCCGAAGGUGGUACUGGAGAUCCGUGUCGGCAAAGGUGUUGUCAGCAAGGCGAUGAAGAUCAUCGUUGAAGACUUUGAAUUCUCGGGCUUGAUGCGGGUGCGAAUGAAGUUGCAGAUACCCUUCCCUCACAUCGACAGAGUCGACAUUUGCUUUCUCGAGCGACCAACCAUCGACUACGUCUGCAAGCCGAUCGGUGGUGACACAUUCGGGUUCGACAUCAAUUUCAUUCCUGGACUGGAAAGCUUUAUUAAAGAGCAGAUCCAUGGAAACCUCGCUCCUGUGAUGUACGCCCCCAAUGUCUUCCCGGUCGAGGUCGCCAAGAUGUUGUCAGGCAACCCCAUCGACCUGGCGGUAGGCGUUGUUGCUGUCACCAUUUACAGCGCUCACAACUUGAAGAAUCCGGACAAAUUCUCUGGGACCCCUGAUCCUUACGUGGUUGUCUCUUUGAAUGGCUCCAAAGAACUCGCGCGUACUAAGACGAUCCAUGAAAACGCCAAUCCACGAUGGAAUGAGACACUAUACAUUAUCAUCACGAAUUUCACGGAUGCUCUUACCUUGCAAGUCUAUGAUUACAAUGAUGUUCGCAAGGACAAGCACCUGGGUACAGCAACGUUUGCCUUGGACCAGCUCGAGUCCGUUCCCGAGCAUGAGGGCCUGUCCCUUGAAGUCCUCGCAAACGGCAAGUCCCGCGGAGUUGUCCAGGUAGACAUCCGUUUCUUUCCCGUCCUAGAACCAGAGAAGCUUCAAACCGGUGAAAUUCUUCCACCACCAGAGUCCAACACCGGUAUUGCCCGAAUUACCGUCGAACAAGCCAAGGAUCUUGAUGGCAGCAAGAGUCUGGUUGGUGCCUUGGAUCCUUACGCUGUACUCUUGUUGAACGGCAAGGAAGUGCAUGUAACCAACAAGCUUAAGCAUACAAACAAUCCCGUCUUCUCGGACAGCACAAAGUCACUGCUCAUCACAGACCGAAAGAAGGCAAGGGUUGGAUUGGUGAUCAAAGAUAGUCGAGGUCUCGCCACCGAUCCAAUUAUAGGCACUUACCAGAUCAAACUCGACGAUUUGCUUAAAUUGGUGGAUAAGGGCCAGGAGUGGUAUAACUUGCACGGAACCAAGAGUGGUAAGGCCAAGUUGAUGCUUGACUGGAAGCCAGUCGAGCUGAAAGGCGUCGGUGGAUCCGAUGGCUAUAUCACUCCUAUCGGCGUCAUGCGCAUCCAUGCCAAAAGUGCGCAAAACCUGCGAAACUUCGAGACACUCGGCAAGUCGGAUCCAUAUGCCAGAGUAUUGUUAUCUGGGAUCCCCAAGGGUCGCACAGUCACAUUCCAAAAUGAGCUCAACCCGCAGUGGGAUGAAGUCAUCUACGUCCCAGUGCACUCACCAUCCGAGCGGCUCAUUCUGGAGGUUAUGGAUGAGGAAAAACUUGGAAAAGAUCGUUCUUUGGGCCUCGUUCAGAUUUCAGCCUCGGACUACAUCAAAGAAAGCGACGAGGGCGGGUAUGAAGUCAACGAUACCAGAACACCCCUUUCUGGCGGACUGCGUCUUGGUGGGAGCGGUGAAUCAAAAGGUACCAUUAAUUACACCGUCUCCUUUUUCCCGACCCUGAACGUGGUCGACCCUGAAGAAGAAGAGGAUGAGCGCACUGCCCAGGCCGCAAUUGACGCUACUGGAACUACGGUCGGGGCGCCUUCACACAGCAAGAAGUCAUCGAUUGAUGCCAAACCCUCGGCAGAGAUCUCGCGGGCGAGUACAGAUAUCCGGCAAAGCAUUGAUACGGCUGCCAGGGUUGGCGGUCAGGCCAAUGGAGCCUCAUCUAUCCACAGCUCUACGUUUACGGCCCAGCCCAAGCAGGCGCCAAAGAUCAGAAUAACAACCGAGGAUCUCAAUAAAUACGAAUCUGGGCUCCUAAUAUUUCAGCUUGUCGAGGGCCAUUUCGCAAUCACCGAUGUUCACCUUGAGGUGCUAAUGGAUGAUCAUGCUUUCCCCGCAUACAGCUCAUCCAAAAUCAGACAACGGGAUCACCAUUUUGGGGAGACCGGAGAUGCCAUGGUUCGGGAGAUCGACAUGUCUCGAAUCACUCUGCGACUUACUGAAAAAGCCGACAAGACUGGGAAGCAGGACGAGGACAACGUGGUUGCUAAACUGACAGGUCCAACUCUUACCACUCUACAGCAAUGCUUGUAUAAGCCGACAGAACUCACUCUCAGGAGCAAUAACGGAGCGGUCAACAAGGUGGUUGUUAUCCUGAAGUAUUUACCCGUCAAAAUGAAACUUGAUCCCAGCGAGAGCAUCAACAAUAUGGGCACUCUUCGAGUGGAUGUGCUUGAUGCGGCGGAUCUUCCCUCGGCCGACCGGAACGGAUACAGUGACCCGUACUGCAAAUUUAGACUCGGGGGCAAAGAGGUAUACAAGACCAAGGUACAGAAGAAGACAUUACACCCUGCUUGGAACGAAUUCUUCGAGGUGCCGGUUCCUUCCAGGACAGCAGCCGAGUUCAAAGUUGAUGUGUACGACUGGGACUUUGGUGACAAGGCUGACCACUUGGGUGCCUCCGCCAUCGAUCUACGGGGUUUGGAGCCGUUCCAACCACAGGAGUUGCAUUAUACGUUGGAUGGCAAAUCAGGUGUCAUUCGACUUAGACUGUUGUUCAAACCCGACUACAUCACCCGAGCUCGGCAAGGGACUUCAACAUUCUCGGGUACAUUUGCGCCUGCAGGAAAGGUGAUUGGUGCUCCGGUCAAAGGUGUCGGUAAAGUGGGCGGCGGAGUUGUCAAAGGAGCAUCGUUUAUCAAACGUGGUCUGACUGGCCGCGGAAGCAAAGAUGAAACCCCGUCCAGCGUCAAUGGAUCUGUGGCGACAGAUGAAGGCAUUGUGACCCCAGCAACCACGCCGGCCAAACUACCUCCUUUGAUGGAUGGAGCCGCCUCUCCGGUAACGCCAUCUAAUUUCACGCUUUCUCGCACCAAGAGCAAUCACUCGUCGGUGACCAACACUCCCAGAGGCGGAGAGACGGGAACCGCAAGUUUCAUCCUCGUGUCGGCCAGCGGGUACCCUCCUGGGGCCGAUGUUCGUGUCCAUGUUAAGAUGCUGGGACCCAGAGGCGGGAAAGAGCUGUUCAAGACCAAAGCUAUCAAGUCGACUUCGGGAACUGUGGAAUUUGACACGAGCCACGAGAAUUUCAAGGUGCCAUGUACGGCCGACACGCAGUUCCAGCUUGUGGUCAAGGAUCACGACACGUUCCGAUCUAAAGACUUGGGAGAAGGCCUCUUUUUCGUAUCUGAUCAGGGCAGCGGCUCCGAGCACGCCGUGAAAGCCGGACCAGGCACUGUCACCAUCCGCAGCACCUUUACCCCGAACGACACCGGCGUUGCGGAUGGCCUCAAGCCAACAAGCAGUGGGCGGGAUAGUCCAGACUCGAGGCGAGAGGGACGACGAAGCUUCUUCGGGCGAAGGGAGGUGAGCAGUAGGCACGAUGCACAAUAG
Capronia epimyces CBS 606.96 is the source of this 4470-nucleotide messenger RNA. RefSeq lists its product as uncharacterized. The coding region runs from base 1 to 4470 and encodes 1489 amino acids. The record is from RefSeq and is a predicted model, not a curated record. The transcript has 5 exons. NCBI's taxonomy places the organism in Eukaryota, Fungi, Ascomycota, Eurotiomycetes, Chaetothyriales, Herpotrichiellaceae. Gene Ontology annotation, molecular function: lipid binding.